ACAGAUAGAGCAGAAUUCACCUCGUCAGCCUCCUAGUAUUCGAUAACGAGGUGAUCAUCUGUAGCUCACCACUGCUCAAGGCCUUGGGCAUCUCUAUAAUCAAAUCUUUGCACAGGCCCUUGAUUAAUUCCAUGGAAGAGAUUUCCAGUUCUGAGUCAAGGCUAUGAACACUUUAAGGUUUUUGAUGAUGAUUGAAGUUCUGUUUGUGAUGCUGGAAUUCAGGGGCUCCUCAAAGAUGAGUGGAGAAAAUGUUCUCACGGCUUUGAAGUCAACUGUAACUCUUCCUCUCUCUCUAACCGGUUUGCAGAAAUAAGGCCAACCACCUCUUACACAGUCCUUAACUGGGCACUGGGCCUACCUAAAAGUCUCGCUCCUCUUAGCUUUCUUUUCACAAGAGAAAAUUGAGGCCUGUGGGAUGCAGCAGAUCUGGGUUCGUGAGCUCCACAGCUUGGCUCCAGGGUCUACAUCUGGUUCUGGGAAGUUGGAUGAUUCUGUCUCCAAAGACAUCAUUAAUGUCGUCCCCUUUUGUCCUCUUCACCCUCAGCUCACUAAUGUCACACAUCACCGUCACCUAACUGGCCUUCCAUUUCCAGUCUUGUCCCUCUCAGUCUGUCCUCUGCUCUGAAGCUGGAAUGCCAUUUGAAACAUGGAAAUAGUAACACAGAUCAGACCACCUCCCCGAAAGAAAUUCAGAUGCUUCCUGAGCUUCAAGCCCUUCCACCUCCUGCCCUUCUCCGGCCGCACUUCUUCAUUGCUCAUCACUCAUUACACCUCUCCUUGCCUCACUAGCUCCAAGUGCCACGAGGUCAAAGACGGGUUGAUUUUGCCCACUGAUGAAAUGCCUUGCACAGCGCCUGGCAUACAGUAAGCACUCAAUAACUAUGAAUGAAUGAAUGGUCCACUGAAUAAAGCACUGGCACAGACCUUUGAUCAAGUGCUUCUGUUAGGGCUGAGCCAUCUUAUCUUGCUUAUCCUCAUUUCCUUCUUCCCUGUGUGGUGCAGUGACCGAGUUUCUAGAAGAAAACCAGGACGCCAUGGGUGAGAGAGUAAGUAGGUUCUGCUCCAGGUGUCAGGUCAGUCAGGGGAGAUGAGGCCAUAUCAGGGGUCCAAGGGACUCACAGCCCCCAAAGCUGCCCUUGCAUAGUUCCCAGGUUCCUACCAUUAGAUUCUUAUGGCUGUAAAGAACCAGUAAAAGGAGAACACUUCUGCCUAGCCAACAGCACACACCCGGCUUGUGGGCUAAGUGGAUGCUGUUGUGUUUCUGUGACAGCAGCAUGGUGGUGGACUUGGAAUCCAAAGACUCGGGUCCCAGUGUCACCAGAACCAGCUAGGUGGCUUGGGGUGAGUCACUUAUCUCCAUCUGCAAAGUGAGUGUUAGGAGGGAGAAGUGGUUUUUAAACCUUCCCCCACCAAAAAAACUCAGCUAUUUAAAUAAUUGAAAGGACCAAGAUGAGAAACAGAUAACAAGCCAAGCAUUUCCAUUUGAAACAGGGAAGCAGGGCUGGGGCUGCUCCCUUCUGACUGCUCUCCUGAAGUCCCCAAGGCUGGCAGGAUGGCCAGCUGUGGGACUCGAAGAUCUCAGCGCUGGCUGGCUGUGUUCUAAGAACAAAGCAGAAGGCAGCCAGGUUUGCAGGCCGUGUGGGCACGGUAAGAGAUCAGGAGAGGACAAGGGGGCCGGAGGAGGCUGGCGUGCAGAGUUUUAGACCGUGAACCAGGUGAAUUUUGCAGCAAUAGAAGCACAGGACAGGCAGCCCUUUUGUGCAAGGAAGAGAUUCCGGCCAUUUGAGAAAAGAAAUGAGGAGAGAGGAAGCCCGGACGACUCACUUACCCUUUCCAUGAUCCAGAAAGGAAAUCGCCACCCCUGCCUUUCCAGGCCAGGGACCUCAGGUCUGGGAAGAACCGCCCACAAUCACGCAGAUACUUGGCUUCCAAGUUCAAUUGGUUGCCACGUCCCAGGUGUGUGUGGGGGGAAACUCGGUCCCCAACCUCCCAGCCGCCACCUAGCAGCUCUCUGGCCUUGGCACCAGGCAGGUGCGCUCAACAGGCUGCAGCCUGGGCCACCUGGCAGCUCCAGGUGCUGUGAUCUUGCUGCCAUGGAGACGGCCCUGGGCUUGGUGGUGAGAAGGCAGUUUCCCAAAGCUUUGUGGAUUCAGGAGAGGGAGAGACCAGAACCUCAGGCACUUGUGAGUAUUCUGCCUGAUCCCGCUGCAGCCUGCACAAGCCCAGGACUUCCCCUGUGAGGCCUCCCAGUGUGGUCUGAGGAUGGCCGAGCCCCAGGGCCGGGAGCCUGAGGCUGAGUGUCCUGUCUGCUGGAACCCCUUCAACAACACGUUCCAUACCCCCAAAGUGCUGGACUGCUGCCACUCCUUCUGUGUGGAAUGCCUGGCCCACCUCAGCCUGGUGACUCCAGCCCGGCGCCGCUUGCUGUGCCCGCUCUGUCGCCAGCCCACCGUGCUGGCCUCGGGGCAGCCCGUCACUGACUUGCCCACGGACACUGCCAUGCUAAGCCUCCUCCGCCUGGAGCCCCACCACGUCAUCCUGGAGGGCCGGCAGCUCUGUCUCAAGGACCAGCCUAAGAGCCGCUACUUCCUGCGCCAGCCUCGGGUCUACACACUGGACCUAGGCCUCGAGCCUGGGAACCAGACUGCACCUUCCCAGGACACUGCCCCGGCCACCAGGCCUAUGCCCAUCCCCAUCCCCAGCCACUAUUCUCUGAGGGAGUGUUUCCGCCACCCUCAGUUCCGCAUCUUUGCCUACUUGAUGGCUGUCAUCCUCAGUGUCACUCUGCUGCUUAUCUUUUCCAUCUUUUGGACCAAGCAGUUCCUUUGGGGCGUGGGCUGAGCACUCUGUUUCUGGACAAGGAACCAGGCCUUUCUCAGUGGCUGCUGGGGCUGGGGACGCAGAGCCUCAUUUGGUAUUGUCUUCCUUUGUAGUAUUUUAUGAUCCAGAGAUCGGUUAGGCCCUGUUUGCUUCUGGGAGCAGAGAAGGCCCUACCGUGGGCCCAUGUGGGCGGGGUUGGGGGAUGAAGCUGAAGGGCUGGGAGGCAUGCAGAGCUCUGAGUGUGAACCAGGAGUUGUAUGGCUAUAGAGCCACAUAACAAGUUGUGCCAAAGGACUGGACAAUGGUAUCCAGCGAUCUGACUAGUCCAAAUAGCAAGCUGUAGCUCUCCCUGGAGCUGUUUUUCCCUCAGUUCAUGUUUUAUUUUUUAUUUUAUUUGCUCUUUUCAUUAUGUGUUGCUAAAAUGUUUGGAAAGUAAGUUUGAAUUCUGUGAGAAAAUGUGCUUGUCUCCCCUUUUCAGCUUUCUCCUUGGAUGUCUUUCCACCAGUCCCAGUAAAAAAUGGUCUGCAUUCCUUAAUUCCUUCAUUUAUUCAUUCUACAACCAUUAAUUGGGCAGGUGCUGAGUGCAGAAGGGAAGAAAAGUGUAAGAUUACCCACUGGUGGCUGAUGGCCCCCAGCAGCAGGGAAGACGCACUGUCAGCUGCUUCUUACACAGGACAACCUCUUGUCAGUGUGCAGUUCAUGGAGUGUUGGGAGAUAAGAGUCUAAAGGUGAAAGAAGCCAAGAUCAGUGGAUUAGGAAUCUGGGAUUUGGGCUGGAGUUGUAGUUCAGUAGUAGAGCAUUUGCCUAGCAUGUGUGAGGCACUGGGUUUGAUCCUCAGCACCACAUAAAAAUAAAUUAAGGA
Messenger RNA from Ictidomys tridecemlineatus (thirteen-lined ground squirrel), 3682 nucleotides. It is a transcript of the gene Rnf183, whose product is annotated as ring finger protein 183. The record is from RefSeq and is a predicted model, not a curated record. Gene Ontology annotation, cellular component: endoplasmic reticulum membrane. Gene Ontology annotation, molecular function: ubiquitin protein ligase activity. Lineage: Eukaryota; Metazoa; Chordata; Mammalia; Rodentia; Sciuridae. Gene Ontology annotation, biological process: protein ubiquitination; positive regulation of endoplasmic reticulum stress-induced intrinsic apoptotic signaling pathway; response to endoplasmic reticulum stress.